Messenger RNA from Pistacia vera, 1158 nucleotides. Its product is annotated as 60S ribosomal protein L7-1. Gene Ontology annotation, molecular function: RNA binding; structural constituent of ribosome. The transcript is spliced from 6 exons. Lineage: Eukaryota; Viridiplantae; Streptophyta; Magnoliopsida; Sapindales; Anacardiaceae. Gene Ontology annotation, cellular component: cytosolic large ribosomal subunit. Gene Ontology annotation, biological process: maturation of LSU-rRNA from tricistronic rRNA transcript (SSU-rRNA, 5.8S rRNA, LSU-rRNA). Bases 398 to 931 code for a protein of 177 amino acids. The record is from RefSeq and is a predicted model, not a curated record.
ACGUCAAGGUGAUUGCUAAGUAAUAAACACCUUUGAGGGGUUUAAUGUCUUUGUGGUUUGCAUCAUGUUAUCAAUCACUGGAGUAUAUUGUGUGUUGCUGAUCAGAAACCAGCCUGAGCUUGCAGUUCUUCGGAGAUGUUAUUUCAUGCUGUCCGUUGUUUCAAUGGCAUCAGCUUUAUCAAUAUUGGGAUAUGCCUUGUUUCUGGAAAGUUUCAGGUGGGUUUAUGGAGGACUAGAUUUUGGCAAGAUGAAUAUCUCAGCUUUUCAGAUUUGAUGAAAAAAGUCUUUAUGAUUACAAGCUUCAUUGUUUUGCCGGUCUGGUUCUUGGAUUCGGAGAAAAUCUGCAUAGUUUGAAGAGACUCUACAUCUCAGAUUUGUGGAACUGGACCUUAUCCGAAUGAAACAGAGAGGGAAAAGGGCGAAAUCAGCUCUUGUGAAGCCAGAAUCUAAGCUGCUUUUUAUCAUACGCAUACAAGGGCAAAAUGACAUGCACCCAAAAACUAGGAAGAUCUUGUACAAACUAAGAUUGAUAAAAAUCUUUAGCGGUGUCUUUGCCAUGGCUAGUGAAGGCAUAUUAGAACAGCUGCAAAAGGUGGAGCCAUAUGUCACGUAUGGAUAUCCGAAUCUUACAAAUGUGAAGGAGCUAAUAUACAAGAAGGGUUAUGCAAAGAUAGAGAAAAAAAGUAUUCCUCUGACAGAUAAUAACAUUAUUGAACAGACAUUGGGGAAAUAUGGGAUGGUAUGCAUUGAAGAUUUAGUACAUGAAAUUGCCAAUGUUGGUCCACAUUUCAAGGAGGUGAUCAAGUUUUUGGGGCCUUUUCUACUAAGCAAGCCAGGAGGAUUUCUGGGGAAGAAACAACGAUUCAAGGAUGGUGGAGAGUCUGGAGAUCGUGAGGAUCAAAUCAAUGAUUUAAUCAGUAAGAUGAACUAGUAUUAAGAAUAGAUGGAAACACAUGUGAGGAUCAAAUCAACGAUAUAAUCAUGAAAUUGUAUUACAGGUUGUACCUUUGAUCUGCAGUCCCCUGUAUCCCAAUUUUGAUGUUAUUUUUUUUUUUAAUUUAAUUUUUCUUGCCGGUAUAAGUAAUAUCAGUUUAUUUGCUGACUCAGCAUAUCCCUGCUAUCUUCUCUGCAGCUAUAAAAAGCUCACUGAUUUUGUUA